AUGGCAGAAUGAAAUGUUUACUUUCGUUUCAAAGUGAAAAUAAAAAAUUUCAAAACCUCGGUGAACAUUAAACAAACACGAAUGGCUGGCGCCUAUAACAAUUCUGAAGAUGAUUUUAAAAGUUCACCUCCUGUGAGCCAAAAAUUUGUAAGAAAAAAUCAAAAGAUCCCGGUGGGGCACAUUCUGGCUUCACUGAAAUGGAGGAAUACUUCAGUGGUUCAGAAAAUGACAGAGAGCAUCAAAGUUUUGUUUACUUCUGAUUUGGGUGUGGUGGACUUUCACCCAUCUGGAGACUGUGCAGUAGUUUAUAUUUCUGCAGCGGAAAUGAUUGAAGGUGUUUUGUACAAAAAACGACUGGCUGGACUCAAAUCAGUCAAAGGAAUUCGCAAGGUUAUUGUGGCCGAAAGAACUUACCUCUCUUUACAGCAGUUUAGCACACUUCAACAGUUUGCAGUCCUGGAGCUUGAACUUGAUCUCAUUCCUGUGACAGAAAAUGGUCUUCAUGCUCUGCUAGUUCAAAUGGUUUCUGCUGAAAAUAAGAUAUCCAAAAAUCCUUUCAUGCAACCUUUGAAAAUUCAGAGUGACCAAUCAAAUCACAUAUCAAAUGCACUGAAGAAUGUUCCAAAAAUUGGCGAUAAAAAAAUUGCAAUGCUUGUUGAGAGAUUUGGCUCUUUGCAAAGCAUUGCAAUGGCUUCCGUUGAAGAUCUAUCGUUGCUUGGUCCCGGACUCGCGCGUGAAGUGCGGGACUAUUUCAACUAAAUUUUUCCUAAGUAUUAUUAUUGUAGAAUUGUACUGGUUUAAAAGACAAAUUUCAGAAAAUUAAUGCUUUCAAUCGUGAAUUAAUAUUUCUAAAAAUUUAAAUUUUCAAAAAUACCUCAAAUGUCUCAAAAUUGUAUUAUAUUGUGCAAAUAAAUGAACUUGAUUCGCUUCAGUCUAUUAAAACAUUUACAUGGUCGCAAGAAACUAAACGAUGAAAAGACAAAAGUUGUGGGAAUUUAUGAGACUGGAAUUUUAUUUUAAUUUUUUUGAUUUUUUAUCAACAGUAAAUCAUCGGAAGUUUUCGCCGACAAAUUUACAGCAUUCGAAUCAACUUUAAAAAUCGUUUAUAGUUAUUAAAUUUGCACAGAUGUAUAGGUGGCUAGAAUGUACGUAAUUCAUAUUGGGAUCAAAAUUGGACAUGAAGAUAAACGAUUAUCAGCUAUCGCUAUCUGAAUAUGAAUAAUGUUAUUGAAAAGGGAGAAGACAAAAUGCGUCAUUGCUGCACUAACGAUCGCUUGACGUCAGAAAAUAAAUUUUACAUUGCACAGUAAGGUUUUGGUACUGUAUACAUAUAAUAAUAUUGAAUCUCCUACGACAAUUGCUUACCCCCCCCCCCCCC
Molecule: messenger RNA, 1378 nt
Organism: Daphnia pulicaria
Lineage: Eukaryota; Metazoa; Arthropoda; Branchiopoda; Diplostraca; Daphniidae
Product: Fanconi anemia core complex-associated protein 24-like
Exons: 4
Coding region: 82-759 (225 amino acids)
Biological process (GO): interstrand cross-link repair
Cellular component (GO): Fanconi anaemia nuclear complex
Molecular function (GO): chromatin binding
Source: RefSeq, a predicted model, not a curated record